Fraxinus pennsylvanica is the source of this 1851-nucleotide messenger RNA. The record is from the annotation of a GenBank genome assembly. Lineage: Eukaryota; Viridiplantae; Streptophyta; Magnoliopsida; Lamiales; Oleaceae.
AUGAAAUUUAUGAAGCUUGGUUCCAAGCCUGAUCAGUUUGAGACUGAUGGAGAUAAUAUCAGGUAUGUGGCAACUGAGUUGUCAACUGAUAUAAUCAUCAAUGUUGGGAAUGUAAAAUUUUAUCUGCACAAGUUUCCCAUCUUGUCCAAGAGUGCUCGCCUGCAGAAGCUCAUUGCUAGUACAAAUGAUGAAAGCAAUAAUACAAUUGACAUUCAUGAUAUACCCGGUGGACCUGCUGCCUUUGAAAUAUGUGCUAAAUCCUGUUAUGGGAUGAUAGUAACUCUCAAUGCAUACAAUGUGGUUGCGGUACGUUGUGCGGCAGAGUAUCUUGAAAUGUACGAGACAGUUGAGAAAGGAAAUCUUAUAUACAAGAUUGAAGUCUUUUUAACCUCUAGCAUUUUCCGAAGCUGGAAGGAUACUAUUAUUGUUCUUCAAACAACAAAAUCUAUGAUUCCAUGGUCAGAGGAAUUGAAGGUUGUCAACCACUGCAUAGAUUCUAUAGCUACUAAAGCUUCUAUUGAUCCUUCGAAAGUUGAGUGGUCAUACACGUAUAAUCGUAAAAAAUUCCCAUCUGAGAAUGGAAAUAAUUCACAUUGGAAUGGUGUGAAAAAACAACAGAUGGUGCCGAAAGACUGGUGGGUAGAAGACCUCUGUGAGCUUCAAAUUGAUUUAUAUAAGCAGGUAAUAACAACAAUAAAAACAAAAGGAAGAAUGUCUGCAGACACCAUAGGAGAAUCUCUGAAAGCAUAUGCUUCAAGAAGGCUGCCAGUUUUCAUUAAGGGUACAGUACAAGGAGAUGAUGUUGCAAAAUACAGGUACUUGGUUGAUACCAUAAGUUCGUUAUUGCCCUCGGAGAGAGAUAGCGUUUCUUGUAGUUUCUUGUUCAAGUUAUUACAAGCAUCUAUAACAUUAGAAUGUGGAGAGACAAGAAGAAAAGAAAUCAUGCAAAGGAUUGCAGAACAGUUGGAUGAGGCCAUGGUUGGUGAUCUUUCGUUUCAUUCUCCAACUGGUGAAACAGCACUGUAUAACAUAGAUAUAGUACAUGACUUGGUCGAGCGGUUUGUGAUGCAAAAACACAGUGCUGGUGGUAAUGAAUUUCAAGAGAGAUGCACUAAAUUUACUUCAGACGAUCCCAGGAUUAAGGUGUCCAGAUUGGUUGAUGAUUAUCUUGCUCAAGCUGCAAGAGAUUCCAGUUUACCUUUGUCAAAAUUUGUGGAUCUAGCUGAACUUGUUUCUGGCUUUCCAAGACCAACCCAUGAUAGUAUUUACCGUGCUAUUGACAUGUUCUUCCAGGAACAUCCUAGUCUGACCAAGAGUGAGAAGAAGAGGAUUUGCAGGUUAAUGGAUUGCAAGAAGCUCUCUGCUGAAGCCUGCACCCAUGCCGUACAAAACGAGAGGCUCCCAUUACGGGUGGUUUUGCAGGUUCUUUUCUUCGAGCAAGCUCGAGCAACAUCAUCCUCUGGCGGUUGUAACACAUCCGACCUACACGAUUCCAUCAGAACCUUAUGCCUGGGUGGGUCCCAUGGGAGUUCCAGUUCAGCAACGACCAACACAGAUGAGGAUUGGGAUACUGUCCAAAGCAGCGAUGAUCUCAAGCCUUUAAAGGGAGAACUCACUUCUCUAAGGUUGGGGAACAGAGGAAGUGGCAAUGACAAUAGCCCGAAUGAUGCAAAAUCUGACACAGAAAAAGUUGCUACCAAUAAAGUAAAGAAGAUCUUCUCGAAACUCUGGUCUAACAAAGACAGAAUGGGCGAGAUCAGCAGCUCGGAUACAUCUGAGAGCCCGGCUUCUCCAAAUGCAGAACAGAAUAGGUCCACCCCUUCGAGAAGUAGGAGGCAUUCCUUGUCUUAA